AUGAAGACCCCUGAUGAAGCAAUGGACUUAAUUGAAAGCAUGGAUGCUAGUGACAUUGCCAUUUUGAGAGACCGAGCCCAUAUUCCUACCAAGAAGAGUUUAUUGGAGCUAACCUCACAGGACACUCUAUUGGUUACAGGAUGUACAAUUUGUGGUGGAGCUCAUGAAUCCGGAUACUGUAUUCCUAAUGAAGAGCAAUUUGCAUAUGAAGUCAAUUAUAUGGGGAAUCAACCUAGAGGUAAUUUCAAUACAAGUGGAUUUCCAGGACUUCAGAACAACCAGCAGUAUCAACAACAGAGACAAUGGCAAAAUCACCCUGGUAACCAAUUCAACAGAGACCAGGGUGGUUCAUCUACAAGGCCACAACAACAGAUGCCAAGUCUCUAUAACCGAAAUCUAGCUCAAUUCAUGCAAGUGUCAAUGUCUAACCAAAAGAGAAUUGAGAGUGUAAUUAAGAAUCUGGAAGUCCAGGUGGUCCAGCUUGCAAAGCAAUUAGCUAAAAGACCAUCAAAUAGCUUUAGAGCAAACACAGAGAAAAAUCCUAAAGAAGAGUGCAAAGCUGUGAUGACUAGGAGCAAAAUGGUGAUUCAAGCGGAGGAAAGUAGAGCUGAUAAGAAGGUGGAGGGAUUUAAACAACAACUGGCUGAUGAACUGGCAUUAGAACCGGUUGUUGAGUUUGAAAAGAAGGAAGGCAAGAGUGAGGCUAACAUUGAAAAGAAGAAAGAGGCUACUUCUAUUGAAUGCAAGGAGGAACCUUAUCCAUUGGUACCCUCCCGGAAGGAUAAAGAGCGACAUUUGGCCAGAUUUCUUGAUAUCUUCAAGAAACUGGAAAUUACUUUGCCAUUUGGAGAAGCACUUCAACAAAUGCUCCUCUAUGCCAAAAUUUUGAAGGAUUUGUUAACCAAGAAGAACCGGUACAUCCAUAGUGACAAAAUUGUUGUGGAAGGUUACUGUAGUGUUGUUAUUCAAUGCAUUCUUCCACCCAAGCACAAAGAUCGUGGAGUUGUCACAAUACCGUGUUUUAUUGCUGAGGUUGUUGUUGGCAAAGCUCUCAUAGACUUGGGAGCCAGUAUCAAUUUAAUGCCUCUUUCCAUGUGCCGGCGACUUGGAGAGAUAAAGAUAAUGCCCACACGCAUGACCCUCCAGUUAGCUAACUGCUCCAUUACACCGCCAUAUGGAGUCAUUGAAGAUGUUUUGGUGAAGGUUAAACACCUUAUAUUUCCACCUGAUUUGGUUGUCAUAGAUAUAGAAGAGGAUGCUGACAUUCCUCUCAUUCUUGGCUGCCCAUUCAUGUCUAUUGCAAGCUGCAUGGUAGACGUGGGAAAGAAGAUACUGCAGAUGGGCAUAGAAGAUCAACUUUGA
This is a messenger RNA of Glycine soja, 1362 nucleotides long. RefSeq lists its product as uncharacterized. Bases 1 to 1362 code for a protein of 453 amino acids. NCBI's taxonomy places the organism in Eukaryota, Viridiplantae, Streptophyta, Magnoliopsida, Fabales, Fabaceae. The record is from RefSeq and is a predicted model, not a curated record. The transcript has 3 exons.